Hibiscus syriacus is the source of this 985-nucleotide messenger RNA. RefSeq names its product U-box domain-containing protein 21-like. Lineage: Eukaryota; Viridiplantae; Streptophyta; Magnoliopsida; Malvales; Malvaceae. The record is from RefSeq and is a predicted model, not a curated record. Gene Ontology annotation, biological process: protein ubiquitination. The transcript has a single exon. Gene Ontology annotation, molecular function: ubiquitin protein ligase activity. The coding region runs from base 27 to 983 and encodes 318 amino acids.
UCUAUGAACCACCAUUUUUUUCUCAGAUGAUGAUUUCUUCCUGGAGAAAGAGAAUAGCAGCAAAGCGUGCAGGGAAAGAGCAGCAAAGGAACGGAAAUGGCGAAAUGGAGCUAAUGAUCCCAAGAGAUUUCAGGUGUCCUAUAUCGCUAGACUUGAAGAACGAUCCGGUCACGUUGUCUUCGGGGAUAACGUACGAUCGAGAGAGCAUCGAGAAGUCAAGGAAAACAAUGUUCCCUCUCGAUGGAGAAGCCAAGGGUUACUUACGCUCAGUCUCGGCAAUGCAUUGUUUGAUAUGGUUUUUAAGCAGCGGAGACUUAUCUAGGCGAAGAAAUUCAGUUUUGGCCUUAAAGGAGCUCGUUUCAUCAAUGGAAGAUCAAAGAAAAACACUGAGUUUAUUAUCAGAGAUCGAAGGUUCCAUCGAACCAUUGUUCAAGCUUAUCAAAAACCCAAUCUGCUCAACAUCAACAAAAGCAUCAUUAACCAUCAUUUACCAUAUGAUCACAUCGUCUUCAACCUCGAGUUCAACAAGGCAAAAACAAGUUACCAAACUCGUAAACCUAGGCAUAGUCCCAUUGCUCCUAGAAACACUCGUGGACGCCGAAAGGACGAUGUGCGAGAAAGCCUUGGGUGUUCUCGACGGCAUCGUCAACAACGAACAAGGCAGGGAAAUGGCCCGUGACAAUGCGCUGACGAUGCCGGUUUUGGUUAAGAAAAUCCUCAGAGUUUCGAACUCGGCAACUGAGUUCUCUGUCUCCAUUUUGCAUAAGCUUUGCAAGACCGAGAAACGUGAAGAUGGUGGAGUACUUGUUGAAGCUCUUCAAGUGGGUGCUUUUCAAAAACUUCUGCUGCUAAUGCAGCUUGGGUGUGUGGAGAAGACGAAGGAGAGGGUUUCGGAGUUGUUGAAAAUGCUGAAUCUUCAUAGAAACAAAGUAGAAUGUGUUGAUCCAAUGGACAAUUUCAGAGAUCUCAAAAGACCUUUUUAAGG